GGGAAAGGGUGCUGCGGGCAACAGACUGCAGUUUGACCUCUUUUCCCCUCCUUCCUUCUUCACACAGCCUUCACAUGACAGGCAACAGACACACAACCCCGUCCACAUUUGCUUCUUCCCCUCUGUUUCUCCUCCUCCACUCAGUAGUAAAAACAGGCCUCCCCUCUUCUGUCUUCACAGUUCUGCUUCGCAAUGUUGGCUCAGGAGAUCUCCGACAGCCAAGACACCCAGCAAGACAAGGUCGAGAUUGCGGUCCUGAGUCAGGAUCAACGAGUAGUGACUUUCACCAUACGUCGUGACAAGAAGCUAGAUAAGCUUUUCAAAUCUUACUGUAGAGAGAGGGAACUGGAUAUCCAGACUAUUCAAUUCCUCUACAAAGGGAACCGGAUUAAAGGGUAUCAAACCCCCAACCAACUCAAGAUGAAGAAUCACUGCGAGAUCAAUGCGAUGGUCCACCAGAUGGGAGGCGGUAGCGGGGGCUUAGCACGUAACUCGGGGGCCGACCAUGGCCACUGAUCUGAGCUCUUUUCUGUUUAUCCGGUGGCCGGAUCUUGAGCCCUACCCCGCUGCUGCUGUUUAGAAGCUGACAGUUCUAUUCUCAAACUAUCUAGUUGAAACUUUAAUUAGUCUUACUGCUAAUUAGAUACAUCAAGCACAGCUUUAUGAUGCAUGUAAGCUCUAUAUGUCCUUUGCAGGCGCCUUGAGAUUACUUGAGAACUCAAUUACAGAGUUAUUCGAGUAUAUUACGUACUGAUGUUGUUAGGUGUCGUUUGAAGAAUCAAUUACUAUAUUUCCCAGAAGAGAUCAAUUGUUCAUGUGAU
Punica granatum (pomegranate) is the source of this 821-nucleotide messenger RNA. The record is from RefSeq and is a predicted model, not a curated record. Lineage: Eukaryota; Viridiplantae; Streptophyta; Magnoliopsida; Myrtales; Lythraceae.